CUCAUUCUGGAGGUAAAGUUCUCAACAUCACAACACCUGGAGGUCGAGUGAUUGCCACUACAACCAAGGCAACGAACGUGGUUACUGUAAAUCCGAAAACUCUUCACUUGACUUCAGUGAAGUCAGGACUGGGUAGUACAACAGUGUCCAAACCAAAUGUGAUUGUUGUACAGAAGACGCAGCACACACGUUUUCAGAGUCCUUUAGGGCAAGGAGGAACUAAUAUAAGAACUAUCACAUCAUCUCUGCCUGGAGCCAUUGACAAGGAACUCAUGGGCCUAGUUCACAAGGACUCCCAAGGUCGACAUGUACUGACAGCAUCUAGUCCUUCCAUCACCACAACUAGCACCAGCAGAGGUGGGGAGAGGAGGGUCAUCAUCACCACCAGUGGAGGUGGUGGAGAAGUGAAACAGCCUGUGUCAAUUAUUCACCGUGGUCGAGCAGACAGUGAAGGGAAGACCUCGUCCUUGCUGGCAGAACUGAUUCAAGCAGCUGGAAUCAUGCCAUCUGAUGGAGUUGUCGAAACUGCAGCUCAAGGUACAGAUCCAUAUGACUUUGACAACACAGAAGGCUUGGCUCAGCUGAGCACAGCAGCAGUUUCGCUGGCAACACCGACCACUGCUUCUCACCAGAUCAGUCGACUGCCUUUGCAGUGGCAUACCCAGCAUGAUGGUGGAAAGGAUGAAAAAGAUGCAUAUGGGAAAGGAAGUGAAAGGAGGGAAAGUCAGGACAGCGAACUGGGGACAGAGCAAGUGUUUACUAUAGAACCAGGCAUAUCACUUCUAAACAAGGAGGGUGUAAACCUGGAAGUGGAGCAUAUACCAGCAUCAUCGGUUUCAUCUACACAUCCUGUCCCAUUCGCCCCAACACCCAUCAUUCCUUCUAUAUCACAGUUACUUACUCAACCUAAGGUCAGACAUCCCCAUCUUGUGUUUAUGUUAUGGCUGAAAGAAGGUCAGCUGGAUACUCAGACCGGGCUGUUUUGCAAGGUGACGGCUGCGGAGAAAUACAUCAAUGCUAGCAAAGUAGCACAUUCGGCUGCACCCCAAGUUCUACCAGUUGCAUCUUUACAACCUUCUUCUGUGACCUCACUUCUAAUACAGGCUGAGCCACGACCAUCUUCAUCCUCAUCCUCACUUUCCCUUACUCAUCCUCCUUUGGACCUUCUGAGUAGUUCGCUGGCGGAAGCUCAGAUCAACCUUGAUUCAUUUAAUGACGAUGAUGAUGAAUAUGAGGAGGAAGAUGAUUUGGAGGAUGAUAGCAAUGACCAGGGGCUGGAUGAAGCCCAGACUCAUUUACCUGUUGCCUUGGGAGGUCAGAUAAUCGGGGAGCCUGUUGUUGCUACCAGGCCCGGGAUGGCAGAGGUUUUGAGGGAAGAGACAGCCAAGGAUGGUACCAGAAUUCUGACUGUCUCAAACCCAGCAUCAUCACAACAAGAGGUGGCAGUCAUCCACAGCAAUAUGUUGGUGUCUUUACCUUCCCAGCUGAGCAGGUCCUCAUCUCUACCUCCUUCUGUGGCAGCAUCAUCAUCAUUGUCAUCCCCUGCCUCAGCAUAUAUCACCAUCCAGGAGGUGACACGGGCUGCCAUGAGCAAAGCCCCUGCCACUGUCAGUGUUGUGUCACAUGGACCAGCAGCCACUUGCCAGAAAUCAAACUCACAGACCAGUGUGUUGCCGAUUGCAGUCAGUGUUGAGCCAUCGCCUUCAGUUAUUACAUUGAAACUGGAUGAUCUGACAAAUAGAACAGAACCAGAUGAGGACCAGAGGAAGAAAGUUGUGGGAAAGGAUGCAGUAGUAGUUAGUACCGUCAAGUUAAAAGAACCUGAAGUCAAAGAUGUCUUGACAGCUCCCCCACGGCAGGAACCAGUUGUCAGUCAUCCUGACGAUGUGACCACAGCAGGAAGUAGCGAUGCUGACACACACAGUGAUGGCCCUGUAUCUUCGGACCAGUCAGCAUUAGUGCGAAGCAGUAAACGGAAGCGCAAACAUCCUUCAGGCUUAGAGGAACCCUUGCAAUCUACAGCUUCUGGCAGCUGGGUUAAGGUUGCUGCCAGCUUGCUCUUGAAAGUGGCCAGGUUUAAAGGUUCUCCUAGAGACAAAAAUGAUAUUCCAGCUGCUGAAUGGUUUACAUUUCCUGUGGAUCCUCUAGAUGCUCCUGACUACUACACAGUUGUCCAGACACCAAUGGAUUUCUCAACAAUGAGGAAGAAGCUGGAGACUGGACAGUACAGCACAUUUGAAGAUUUCCAGCUGGACAUGGAUCUGAUCAGAACCAACUGUUACCUGUACAACAGUGAGGGCACCAGAGUCCGCAGGGACUGUGAUGAGGUCAUGGUCUUCUAUAAGUCUGAACUAGCUAAGCUUCAGGACAAACAGCUCAACAAGGCUAUCAUACAAAACUCUUCUCCACUGAAACGACCCAAACCUGAGGACAAAAUUUCUCAGAAACAACCGAGUUAG
Candidula unifasciata is the source of this 2459-nucleotide messenger RNA. The record is from the annotation of a GenBank genome assembly. Lineage: Eukaryota; Metazoa; Mollusca; Gastropoda; Stylommatophora; Geomitridae.